Morus notabilis is the source of this 3216-nucleotide messenger RNA. RefSeq names its product protein CHROMATIN REMODELING 35. The record is from RefSeq and is a predicted model, not a curated record. Lineage: Eukaryota; Viridiplantae; Streptophyta; Magnoliopsida; Rosales; Moraceae. Bases 67 to 2814 code for a protein of 915 amino acids. The transcript is spliced from 6 exons. Gene Ontology annotation, biological process: gene silencing by siRNA-directed DNA methylation. Gene Ontology annotation, molecular function: ATP binding; ATP-dependent chromatin remodeler activity.
UGAAAAUUGCUCUUCUUUCUUCGGUCGAGACGGAGAAUUCGACCGCUCACUGAAAUUUCUUCCAUUAUGUCUCGAGAGUUCUACUUGGGACAAAAACGACCUGCAUUUUCUAUUGAUGGAAGAUAUCAGGAUGGAAUCACCUUCCCUUCGAGUAUGCAUAAUGAGCUGUCCUAUUCCACAGGGCAUAAACGGCCCAGAUUUUCUGCUGAUGGAAAACAACAUGAUGGAAUGGCCUUCCCUUCACGCAUGUCCGAUGAAACUGUGCUGAAUAAACCAGUUACUACUUCAAAAGUUGUUGAUUUUUCCGAUCCACUUGCUACUCGAGGUUUUCUUGAGGGGUUAGAUGCUGGUAAGUUUGGAAGUGUCACAAAAGAUAUAGAGGCCAUUCUUGCUCUGAAGAUGCUAACUUUAUACCCGUAUUUUGAAAAGUACCCAGCACUUAUAAGUCGGUUCUUUGAUGCCGAAAAGAGCGACUCUGGAGAUGAUGCUAAGUUGAAAAAUGGGCAAAUGGCUUAUUCGACGCACAAUAAUGUCAUCGACUUAGAUGAUGACUGUGUUGCAAAUGACACUCCAGCAAGGUCAUUGCCUAUCAUAACGAUUGAUUCUGAUGAAGAAGAUGGAGAAGACGACGGACCUUCUUAUAAUUUUCAGAAUGUUUUCUUGAACCAACCAUCUGGAGGAUCUUUCAUAAAGGACGUAGAGGUUAGGGACCCUGCAGAUAGAAGAGCUCGUGUAGAACCCAUAAAGCUUCAUGGGGAAACUAAUGCGGACAUCAACAGGGAUAGAGGUGUUUAUGUCGGUGUCGAAGAUGAAAGUGAUUCUGAGAAUAGUGCUGAGGAUGAUGGGCUUCUAGACAUGUGGAAUGAGAUGUCAAUGGCACUAGAAUUUUCCAAGGAUGUUGUUGUAGAUCCCUCAGCAGAUGAACAAGUGAAAGAAGAUGAAGAAAGCUGUGACCAUUCUUUUAUCUUAAAAGAUGAUAUUGGUUAUGUUUGUCGCAUUUGCGGGGUUAUUGACAAAGGAAUUGAGAAUAUAUUUGAGUUCCAGUAUAACAAGGUAAAAAGGUCUUGUCGAACUUACAUGCCGGACUCUCGAAACUCCCGAGACAAUGAAUCAACUGGAAUAGCUGGACUUAAUUUGUAUGGUGAUGAUUUGAUGGUUACUGAAGUAUAUGCCCACCCCAGGCACACAAAGAAAAUGAAACCUCAUCAGGUGGAGGGUUUCAAUUUCCUAGUUAGCAACUUGGUGGGUGAUAAUCCUGGAGGCUGCAUCCUGGCCCAUGCACCUGGAUCAGGAAAAACGUUUAUGAUAAUCAGUUUUGUACAGAGUUUCUUGGCAAAAUAUCCCAAUGGUAGACCCCUUGUUGUUCUUCCGAAAGGAAUUUUGUCCACGUGGAAAAAAGAGUUUCAGAUUUGGCAGAUAGAGAAUAUUCCAUUAUAUGACUGCUACACUGCCAAAGCUGAUAGUCGGUUCCAGCAAUUAGAGGUUUUGAAACAAUGGAUAGAGACGAAAAGUAUCCUUUUCCUAGGUUACAAACAGUUCUCCUCCAUUGUUUGUGAUCCAGAAAACAAUGAGGUAUCAACUGCUUGCCGUGAGAUACUGCUUAAGGCUCCGUCGAUUCUUAUUCUGGAUGAAGGGCAUACUCCAAGAAAUGAGAAUACAGAUGUCUUGCAAUCUCUUGCCAAGGUGCAGACACCAAGGAAAGUUGUACUUUCAGGAACUCUUUAUCAGAAUCACGUCAAGGAGGUGUUUAAUAUCCUGAAUCUUGUUCGACCAAAGUUUCUGAGAAUGGAGACGUCCCGACCGAUUGUCAAGCGCAUCAUGAGUAAAGUAGAUAUAUCAGGUAUUAGGAAGCAUUUCAAAGCUGCUGGUGAGGCAGCUUUCUUUGAUAUGGUGGAGCAUACACUGCAGAAAGAUAAAGAUUUUAGAAGGAAAGUCUCUGUUAUACAUGACCUGCGUGAGAUGACCAGCAAGGUCCUGCACUUUUAUAAAGGUGAUUUCUUGGAUGAGCUUCCUGGACUAGUUGAUUUCACUGUAAUUCUCAAUCUCAGCUCCAAACAGAAGCGUGAAGUUGGAAAAAUAAAGAAGUUAUCAAGAAAAUUUAAAGCAAGUUCUGUUGGAAGUGCCAUUUACCUGCAUCCAAAAUUGCAGUCCUUUUCAGAUAAUUGGACUGCAACUGAAGCGACGAUGGAUGAGCUGCUGGAAAACUUAGAUGUCGAAGAGGGAGUUAAGGCGAAAUUUUUUCUGAAUAUGCUAAGUUUAUGCGACUCGAAGCAGGAGAAGCUGCUGGUUUUCAGCCAGUACCUUGUGCCUUUGAAAUUUUUAGAGAGAUUAACAGUGAAGGAGAAGGGGUGGUGUCCAGGAAGAGAAAUCUUUGUUAUCACAGGCGAGUCUAGCUCUGAGCACAGGGAGUGGUCGAUGGAGCGAUUCAACAAUUCCCCGACUGCAAAGGUUUUCUUUGGCUCAAUUAAGGCAUGUGGAGAGGGUAUUUCUUUAGUGGGGGCAUCUAGAAUUAUAAUCUUGGAUGUUCAUCUGAAUCCAUCUGUAACCCGCCAAGCAAUUGGGCGUGCAUUCCGUCCCGGGCAGAUGAAGAAAGUGGUUGCAUACAGAUUGGUCGCCGCUGAGUCGCCAGAAGAGGAAGAUCACGACUAUUGCUUCAAGAAGGAACUGAUUUCUAAGAUGUGGUUUGAGUGGAAUGAAUACUGUGGGUAUCGGGAUUUUCAAGUGGAGACCGUUGACAUCAACGACUGUGAUGACGAGUUCUUGGAAAGCAGUCCAGUGUUAGCUGAAGAUGUAAAGGUUCUGUACAGAAGGUAGAUCCUGCUAUCUUGUAACGCUGAGACACUUGCUUAGAGUGAAGUAGUAUCUGACCUCUGGCUUACUGAGAUCUCAUCUGUUAAUAGUUUUACCCUUGUGUUUGGUUCUUGAGCUUUCUGAAGAGGAUAAAGUUUUCAGGUUACUAUUGUAGUAGGGAUUACUCAAGUAUGUAUCGUUCCAAUUUUACCGGAUGUCCCUGAUGGGACGAUUACUGAAGUAUGUAGAUCCAUUUUGUAAACUGUAUAGUGCUGUUGCACAGGGCAUAAUGACUUUGGUAUGAGAGAAACUUUGGACGAAUGCAGAGGGAGUUGCAAAUAACAAGUUGUAGAAAAUUUUAAAUUCUUGCAUUUUGUUAAUGUAGGUUGAAGAAGAGCAAGAGAUUUCUUGUUAUAAUGUUCAUGA